Molecule: messenger RNA, 9582 nt
Organism: Podarcis lilfordi (Lilford's wall lizard)
Lineage: Eukaryota; Metazoa; Chordata; Lepidosauria; Squamata; Lacertidae
Source: the annotation of a GenBank genome assembly
GUCUGAUUGGGUGCCGAGGAGGGCUUGGGCGGGACCGCGGUGCAAAGCUGUGCGCGGCGAUUGGCUAAGCGGCUUCCCCUCUUCUCGGGGCGGAGAUGGACGCGUGCUUUCCGGCGCCGCUCGGUGACCAGCCUGCGCUCCGGCUCUAGAGGGAUCGGGGGCUCCGGCCGCGUCGGGGGCUGAGGGAAGAGCGCCGCCGCCGCCGCCAUGAACAUCCGGAAUGCGAGGGUUCGAGCCCCGGGGUCGCCCGGCGGGGGGGGGGGGCGGCGGCGCGGCGCUUGGGCUUCGGGGCCUGAGGCUCCAGGCCUUUCCUAGAAUGCGUGGGAAGGGAUCCCGUCGUGUCCAGCCCCUUUCCACGCAGGAAUGACCGCUCAAGGGUCCCCGGGGCUUUGCGUGAGCUGCUUUGUCCAGCAAAAGAGCCCUUGCCGCCGCGAGGGUCGGGCGGAGCCUCCCGGGGCAGGAGCAGCGCCCUGCUGGGCACCUGGGGGGGCUGCUGGAAAUGGCUGCUGGUAGUCAGGUUUGCGGGUCAGACUGAUUUGGCAAGACAGCCCUUAUUAAAUCAGGCAGACUUGUUUCCAGUAGGUGAACAGCCAGGUGCUGCUGAGCAUGAGGUACUGGAGAGAAUAGCUGUCAUGUCCUACUUUGUUAGUUUUCCAGAUUCGUAUCUCUUAUUUCAAGAUACAGUGUCUCUGAAUAUUACACACAGCAAAUGUCAGUCCUACUGGGGAGAGGAGGAGCUGUGAAGUGGCUGCAUCUCUCUCUGCUCUGUUUUAGUUUUUCUUCCUUUUUCUCCACCAGCCCGAGGACCUGAUGAACAUGCAACACUGCAACCUCCUUUGCUUGCCAGAGAACUAUCAAAUGAAAUAUUACUUCUAUCAUGGACUCUCCUGGCCCCAGGUAACUCUAUCUACAUACUUGUGACUUGAAGGUUUUGUAGAAUAAUGGGCAACCUCAAUCCUUCAAAGAGACCUUGACUGCAAAUCGGCUACUCCCUUUACCACCACCCCUCUCUCCACCUGCCACCCUCUCUCUCCCGCCCCUUUGUAUUGGCAAUUGUGGUGCUAAGGUGACCCCUCUGAAAAACUCCUUCUGACCCAAGAUCUCCUGGAUCUCCUGCUGCCCUUCCACAGCCUUCGUCUGGGAGCUAGGCCUCUAGCUUCUGGGAGACAGCCAUGGUGCCUCAUAAGUGACAGGACAAGUUUUACUAGCCUCUCCCAGCUUUAAUUAGCAACAUUUGAGAUUUUGUUGACUCCUCAGGAUCUUUUGGUUGCCCUUGGUGGUUUUCUAAUGGACCUGGGCCUGUGGCUGAGUGAGCUAGUCAACACUUGUUACUCUGGCAUGGCAUUGCAGGUAGGGAGGUCUGUACUUCAAGCCCGCCAUUAACACACCGGGUGGCCUGCCCAGGUUGCUCCCCAGACGGUGUCCCUGGGGCUGCAGUGGUUGUUCUUGGCUGUUCUCUUCCCACAUAAAGUCAACUCUUAGCUUAGGUGGCGGUUACUUUCUGGGGAUAGCACAUAAAGAUGAAAUUGUGCAUAGACCAAACACACACGCCCUCCACCUCCGAACACUAUCCCAAGGUGAGUGCAAUAGUUGGUGGGAUUGUCAACAUUCAACACCCACUCCCUUUAAAUUUUUUAAAGCUGAAUUCAUGCAAAUUAAAUGUGCAUAAAUUGCGAGUCAACUGUAUUUCCAUCCUGCCACCUGCCACUUUCCUUCUCCAGCAGAUGCCUGUUACAGGUGGCAAGGAGGAGGACAACAUGGAGGUAGUGAUGAAAUGACUAAGCCCAGUGCCUGCCGCUUUGGGGACUGACAUACAUAUUCUCAACAUUUCAGCCUGUUAAAGUGGCAACUUUCUGUCUCAACAUCCACACUUGCUCCCAUAUGGGGAUUAUAAAAAUGCUGACUUGUCUGACAGGGUUGUUGUAAAGAAGAAGAUAAAAUUCUAUGCCCUCCCCAACCAAUUAAAUAAUAUAUUUGAAGUGCUUUGAUCACCCAAAACACUGAUCUAUAAAUGCUAAGUGGUAUUUAGGGAUGGGCUCAAGCUUUGUGGUGGCUAGGUGGAUGGGAUAAUCUGUCUUUCCUUUGGCUCUGUCUGUGGAACAGGCUGCUCUUUGAUCCUCCUUGGACAAGAGCCACGUUUCCUCUCAGGGCACUGCUGCCUUCUGCCAUGCCUGUGGGUGGCUGUGCUGCUUCUUCCCCAAGAGAGCCCACUAUGUCGCUCUAACUGCCUCCUUUCUCUCUCCCAGCUCUCCUACAUUGCUGAGGAUGAGAACGGUAAGAUUGUGGGCUACGUGCUGGCUAAAAUGUGAGUAGAAUCAUUUAUUUGCACGGCUUUGGUAUGCCUCUGUCUGUAUAUUUGCACUGUAUCUCUUGCACUGCAGCUUCACAGGAGGCUCCAGCAUAGGCUAGCAAAAUACAUAUUUUAAGGGGUAUAUGCCUAAAUGCUGUUGGUGCAGACUCUCACUUCUUCCCCUUUGCUGACUAGUCCCAGCAGUUAGGGGAAGAGGGAAUUCAGUGGCAUGGGGGUGGGCAGUGAAGCACUCUAAAUUCCACUCUUGCGGAUACCUUGAAGAUCCCCCAGGUGAAGAUACCUUGGCUCCAGGAUGGCGACUGAUACCUCCACCAUCUGGCUGGCUGGCGCACAGCAGCAUUUUUUUGUUGCUGCCACAUUGUGGUGCGAGGUACCUGGCUUGCAUUGUAGUUCUUCAGCAAAAGAGCAGAGUCUACUGCUGCCACGAGCCAGAUGACUUGUGCAGUAGCACAGCAGCAGAAGACUCAGCAUCUUUUGUAGAGUGUUAUAUACCACUGUACAUCUUUUGUCUCUCUGAGGCCGGGCUGAGGUCCUGUGGCAAGCAGCUGUGCUGAGGUCAGAUUGGAUAGAUAUCAAUGCUUUGAAUGCAUGAAUGCAUGCAGGCAUUGGACGUGUGGCUUCUAUUGCAGCUACUAGGGAAACAUAAAAGUUAUUUUAAGUUUAUCUUAGGAAAUAGUGUCCAGCUACACAGCGUUGUAAAAUAUCAUGUUAACUAAAACAGAUCUGAAUGGAUUUUACAGUAUCUUUUUAAAUUUAAGACUGAUGUAGGAUAUUUGAUAGGACCAGCAAGCAGGUAGCUCAGCUUUUUGCAUAUUUCUGCUCUUGAUGUUUGGACAGGAGUAGCUACUUUUGCUAAAGUUUCCUUGAAGUGCGUGGUAUAAUUUUAUUUUGAAACUGAGACCUAAACCUAAUGCUGAACUAAACCUAAACUUUUAGUAGUAUUUUUUCUCUCUCAUCCUGUUUAGUUCUGAUUCAGACAUUAAUUUUAAAUGAUUUAAUAACUGGCUCAGUUACUUUGAACUUAUGCAGAUACAUAUUGUGCAGAUUGAUAUUAUCAACUAUUAUUUCUGCAAAGCAAGCCUGAUUGGAGUGAAUAUAAUGAUGAGUCAAGUACUUAGCUAGAUAAGUACCCUUUGCAAUUGCUCAAUAAGAAAUAAGCCGUCUCUUGCCCUCUUAAGUUUUCUGGUGUGGCUCCGUGACUGUGGUGACUCUUGGGGAAGAACCUUUAACUCGCACGGGGCAGAGGUGGUGGGGUGGGCAUCCCAAGGGAAACCCCCUCAUGCUCCCUAAUUCCAUUCAGCUGGCUCCUUCCUUCCUUCCUUCCCAGUGGGCUUCUGAGUGUGCUGGGAGUAGGCAGGCUAGCCCAGGCUCCCGGCUCCCUUCCAGCUCUGGGCAAGAUGGCUGGUCUUGGCACUGCCAGGGAGCUGCUGCAGAGCUUCUUCUGUCUGGUGCCUGCCUGGAACAACUGGUUUGGUGAGCUGCAAGCAGGCCAAGUGGCUUCUCAUGUUCGCACUGCAACCUCGUGCCUCCCUUGGCUAACUAGUUGGUGUACAGCAUGGCCAUGGCAAUGACUUCAGGCUUUGCUUCUGUCCUCUGCCUCCCUCAUUCUAAGCUUCCUGUAGCCAUGUGUACCUUUGGAGCAUGUGCACAUGGCUCCACCGAGGGGGGAGUCUGGUGGGGGCUGUCUGGACACCAGUCAUCAGUGGUGGCUUGUGGGCCUUGGUAGAUGCCCAACCAAGCUGGGCCACUGUAAUAAGGCAGUCUGAGCUAGGCUGACUGGUGAAGGCUUGGCAUUCUUAAUUUUCAAAUUUGUCAAAUAGCCAUAAAUAUUAUUGGAAAUACUUGUACUUACAGUGCCACCACUCUAAAAAAUGUUUGGUAUCAGGCCUAGAAGAAGCUGCAAGAAAGCACUUAAUUGCCUGAUAGCAGGACACAAAACUAUAUUCUUUGUGCAGUAAGUAGACCAAAGGAAGCUGCUUUUAGCUGUAUUGGUAGUUGAAGGUGACACACAGUUGAUUUGCUGAGGAAAUGGCUGAAAUGGUGGAAGUGCUCUUGUGAAAACUCUGGCAAGAAAUCUGGGAAAAACAAAAGCUCCAGCGUGAAGUUCUGCAUUCCACUUUAGCUAUAUUUCUGCUUCUGCCAUUUAUUUUCUAAGAGAGCAGGAGUUCUGCAUAUUUCUGCCAGGUUCCUUUCCUGUAUUCUGAGGUGUGUGUUGUUGUUGUUUUAGUAAAAAUUGAAAAGGGAAGGAAGGAAGGGUACUAUAUUCCAGGUGUUUGGUUUGUGUGAUAAAGAGACCAGCAUUGUGGAGAAAAUAGUGUUGCAGUAGUGUUGGUCUUGAUGCUUAGCUCGUUACAUUUGUGGGGUGUGCAAGAUUGGAGCUGAACUGACACACUCAGUUUCUUAUUUCUCCAGGGAAGAAGACCCUGAUGAUGUUCCCCAUGGCCAUAUCACAUCUUUGGUAAUACUUUCAGUUUCUAUUGUUACAGCCCCCUGGGCAUGUUUGACAAUUGAGAUGUAGCAAGUGGAGAGCAGUGGCUUGGAAGGCUGGCUGUGUCUCCUCUCAGCAGGACUCAGCAUUUUGUUAGGGAUUCCCCCCCCCCCGGCACUCAAGCUGUAUGGAUGAUGAAAUACAAGGGGCAGGAGGGUUGUGAGAACUGCUGAGUGCCUAGGGAUUGUUUUGUGAGAGCCUGAGCAGUAAUUCUGGAAGCAGAAGCUGGAGGACAGAAUUAUUUGGUUCCUUCCGUUCAGGUCAAUGCCCAGAAGAGCCAAUUGUGCCCCCCUUGCCAGACAAAAUAGUGGCCAUGUGAGGAAGUGGGUUGCCAUUUUGUUAAAACUUCCUUUACUGUCAGUUCACUGUGAUCUACAGACACUUGUGUCCAUCACUGGAAUUUGUACCACUGCACCAAACAGAUUUUUGGCAUAACAUUAGUGUGGGACAUCCCAGAACUUGUAAGUUCAGAAAGUGGCUUUGUGUGUGUGAGAGAAGGAGUGUCUUAAGGUAGAAAAGUUUAUGGAAUGCCUCUUCCUUCUGAUGGCUUUUUGUCCUUCCCUAGGCGGUCAAGCGUUCCCACCGACGCCUUGGCCUGGCCCAAAAGCUGAUGGACCAGGCUUCACGGGCCAUGAUUGAGAACUUCAACGCCAAGUAUGUCUCCCUGCACGUACGCAAGAGGUGAGUCUCUCUCCUGCUCCCUGUUCAUCUCCACUUAUGUCGGCUUCCAAAUAAUGUGCUCUUCUUGUUACGCAAUGGUUACUGUGGGUGUGAGGCUAAGGGCAGGGUUGCCACAAGCCUACCACCACCACUGUUCCAAACACUUCAUGGUUAUGCACAGAGGAAGCACCUGUCCUCCUGUGGAACAGAUGUGUGGUUGUCAAGCCAGUGCUGCUUCCUCUUGCCGCCCGUGUCAGAAGCAGCACCCAGUGGUUUUGUCCUUCCUCGCCUUGGAUUCCUUAUUCCUAGAGAGGAAGCACUGGCUUCCUGCCAAGCCCCCCUCCUGCCUUCUCUUGAGCCCACGUGAAAUCGCUCUCCGCAGAAUCCCUUCCCAGGCUCUACCCCAGAGGCAGAUGCAGUUCACAGUUACGCUGUCCUGCUUGAGGGGGAGGGAGGGAGGGACAUGCAGGGUUCAUUGACCUUCUUGCAGUCCCAGGUCUAGCCACAUGUUCUCUGCUGUCUUGGUUUACCAAAACUACUUUUCUUCUCUUGCUUUGCAGUAACCGAGCAGCGCUGCACCUCUACUCCAACACUCUCAAUUUCCAGUGAGUACCAAGCGGGCAAGUGGUCAUAGUGGAUGUUUGGUCAGAGUGAGAAGGCAGUUUGGACCCCUGUGUGGUUGGCGGAGGUCACUGGGCAGCUUUGAGCAAGUCAUUCUCUCUCAGCAGAGCUUGCCUCACCGACUGGUGUGGCCAAGGCUCUCUUCUGAGCUCUGUGAAGCUCUUCCGCUGGCAGGUGUGUGAAUGUUGGACCCAGCAAGUAAUCUGAAGGCUCCAGUGACAACCAGAGAUGACUUGUGUUCCCCAAAGGUUCAGCUUGCUGUUAACUAGAGGAGGGAAACGCAAGGUUUGCUCCUCUCAGCUUUAGCUGUGUUUGUGGAAGGAGCAAAGGAAAGCCAUGGAGAGUCAGACCAUAGUUCAUCUAUCUCAGGUCUGUCCACGUCAACCUUUUUCAGUCAAUAGCCUGCAUUUUCUUCUGGACAUCCAUCCAAGGGCCACAUGCCUAUGAUAAGAGGGGCCAGAGGCAAAGUGGGUGGAGCAACAAAUGUAAACGUUACCUUUGCACCAUAGGCUAGUUUCUGCACACAUUCACGUCCCACCUCCUGCUCCAAGCAGGCAACCGAGGGGUGUUGUCAGAGUUCAAGGACGCACCCCAGCCAGGCCAAAAUGCUCACGGCAAAUGUGAAGCAGAGCCAGAGAGGGAGUACAGUCUGGGGACAGUGGGUGUGACCAGGAAAGAGGUAUAGCCUGGAGAGAGACCCCAGGUAGAGAAGGGCCUUUCGGGUGCAUUUGGCACUGAGCCCCAAGUUGCACCUGCUUGGUUUCCGCCGUGUGGCUGUGGCUUCCCAGGGUUCCAGCCAGGAGGCUUCCCAGCCCUUCCUGGAGAUGCAAGUUACAUGCAACAUGUGCUCUGCCUCCGAGAUGCAACUCCUCCUCCGCGUAAACCUGAAUGCACAGCUUCGGUUGCUGGAAAUGGGGUUGAACGAUGUUUAAAAACACAUCUGAUUAAAAUAGUUGAAUCUCCUUUAGGGAAAUUGAACAAAUUUCCAAGGCACCGGGGAAAUCCCAGUGCUAGAUAGGAAAAGCAGGUUAGAAAAUACAUGGAUCUUUGAAGGCUGGUGGACGUGUUUUUAUGAUCCCAUGAAGGUUUCUCAUCCCCAUUCUAACCUGCAAAUCUUCUCAAAGUCUUAUUACCUAAGCAUUUAUUCUGAGGACAGGAGAUGCAUUCUUAGAUUCAUCUGCCAUUCAUCUCCAGCCAGUGGCCAGCCGUGGGAUGGUGGGAGCCCAAUCUAUAUAGUACUUUUAAUUUUUUUAAGUGUUCAAAGCACUUCAUGUGCACUCUCUUGAUAAUAUUUACAACAGCCCUGUGAGGUAGGCCAGUAUUGUUAUCCUUAUAUUACAGGUCGGGGGUCUGAGGCUGAGAGACUAGUGCCCUGCCUCCAGCUGCCUAGUGAAUUCAUGGCUGAGGAGAUUUGAACUGGGACUUCCCAGCUUGCACACCUGCCUCUUCUGCAUUAAGACCAACUGUGAGCGUGCUUGGGGCAGGCUUCUGGGACUUGACUGUGGUGGUUUUUCCAGUGAGGCCAGCAUGCUUGCUCUUCCCACUAGGAUCAGUGAAGUGGAGCCCAAAUACUACGCCGAUGGGGAAGAUGCGUACGCCAUGAAGCGCGACUUGACACAGAUGGCGGAGGAGGUGAGCACGACCCUGCUGGUGCCCUCAGCGCUGGAGUGUGCGAGUCUUUGAUACUCCAUCUCCGCUAACUGCCCUUAAAAGGCAGUUCAGAUUCUUCCACUGGUGUGGACGUUGGGACCCAGCCUGUCUCCUAGCUGUACACCCAUUGCAUCAAAAGUGACCCACGUAAGCAAGGUGCUUGAUGGCUGAAUUCCAAACUACCUGGAGACAGACAAAGCAGCCUACAAGAGGGAGUUGGAACCUCCGGCAGCCUUUCUUCAUACCUUCUCAACCUGUAAAGCUGAGGGUGAGAUGGCGAGUAAAGCAAAACCUAGGCUGUUAAGAAGAGGGAGAAUAGGGAAUAGGGUGGCAAGGCUCCUCCUCCCCUGUCUGAUGCUCUGUAACUUUGUUUUGCCUAUCGGCCCCUUAAUGUUAUCAAGCACUUCUCUCUAGAGUUUAAUUUCCCCCUGCUCUUUAUUUUUGAGAUGGGUAGGGAGUGAGGGAAAAUCACCCAAUACACAUACAACAUGAUAACAUCAGACGGGUUUGAAUGCAGGUAUCCUGUGAAUCAGCUGUGUUUGGCUGAUCCAAGAUGCUCAUAUUUUGACAUUUGGAUGAAGGGACGUACCUGGCAUGUCUUUCCCCUUCCUCCAUUGAGGCCAUUUUCAUGCACAUCUUUUACUAAUUAAUUUCACUGGUCUUCCUUUUUCAUUUCUGUUGCACAGAUGUGUUUUUUUAGACUGUUCACCAUAUUUAGCAUCUAGAAAAAUGGAGCAUUUGCUUUGAAUCUGUUGGCAUAUUCCAUUGCUGAGGGGCCUGCUGUCAGUUAUUAUUGUGUGGUAAGAUGAUGCUUGUAUAUUUUUGUGAUGAGCAACACAGCUCUUGGUCCCACGCACUUGUUUAAUUCCUUAAAAAAAAAAGUAAGUGUGCCCACACCUAUUUGGGACGCUGUGUGUUCCUCCUCUGCUGAUGUACACCUACGCAAGAGUUCUCAACCAGAUAUACUGAGACAGACAAGUGGAAAACUGCAGCAAAGCUAAUCUCUGCUUGCAGUUCCCCUCCAUUUUGCCAGGUUAUUGUUCGUAUCUUUCAAGUUCUUUGGAGGCUGUGUGCCUCCCUCUCCCGUGCUGGGGUGCUCAUGUAGCCAAGCGGAAAGGGUGGAGGAGGUCAGUAUCAAUAACCGUAUACAUACAUACUCGCAUGUUGAGCUGAUGGGGUUUCAUGCUACUUGGGUUGACGAGGGUCUCACGGUAGUUUUCUGGAUGUGCUUGCCAGGAUGUUAGAAAUGUGAACAGCGGCAAGCAACAUCGAAAACAUUUCCUCCCAUAGCUGCUUUGCAGAUUUUGAGGCUCCUUUUUUUGGAAGGUGGGGCGGUGUCUGACAUGACUGGGCUGUCUCCUGGAAAGAGUGCGCAAGACCUUUGUAAUUCAGCCAAGGGUUUUGUGGAUGAAAACUGCUUAUCUUCCCAACACACACACAUUCCAGCUAAAACGAGCCCCUGUUCCCUCACAGCUGCGGAGGCAGGUGGACCUGAAAGAGAAGAGCAAGCACUCUGUCCUGGGCUCCAUUGAGAACAAGAGUGGGGACCACAAGGUCAACCACGUUGGCGAAUGCUGCCGGGAUGAGAAAUGCCCUGGGACCGUGGUGGGCAGCGGGCCUGGGGCUGAAGACAGCGGUGACAGCAAAGAUGUCAGCGAGGUCAGCGAGGCCACAGAGAGCACAGAUGUCAAGGACAGCUCAGAGGCCUCUGACUCUGCCUCCUAGCAAGGGCUUUUGCCAGGCCACUCACUGUCCAGCCCUUGAAGGAUCUGUGUCUUUGCUUGCAGGUGUAAGGUCCCUACAUGGGAUUUGGAAAUAAAAGUUUAUGGAACCAGAGGGGUGCGUGUGCUGG